UUUUAUCCAAUUCAAUGGUGAAAACAAGAACCUUAUAAACCUCAUUCUUUGUCCAUUUCUGUCUUCUCAUCAUUUACAUUUUUCAACUCAUUGCAACGCCGUAAUGUUUUCUACCAUGACUUGCGCUUUGAAAGUGAACACAAACUGCGAAGAAUGGUCUGAGACUAUAAGCAAAAUACUCGAGGAAAUCAAAGAUCUAAGCUAUACCUUCAAUGCAAAGAAAGGGGUGAUAUAUAUUUCUGGCAGGGUAGAUUCACCUAAAAUAAUGAAGAUGAUAAACAAGCAUGAGAAUACAGUGAAGCUUUGUUGGAUGAAGAGUGUGAAACAAUAUCCACCUAUGCAUAUGCCUAUGUAUGGUGGAGGUUAUGUACCAUACCAAAGAGGAUUCUACCCUCCUCCUCCUCCUAUAUCAGUGCCCUAUUAUCAUUAUCAGUAUAAUAACUAUGAUCCCAUGAAUGGCCCUCAGCAACAUGGUUAUCCUCCACAAUUACCUUAUUAUUACUAGUAUUACUGUUGGAAAAUUUGAAGAUGAAGGCAAAGAUGGCAACUCUUAAGUAAAUCUGCAUGCUGACAGAGACUUCUUGUAAGCAGAAGACUUUGAAGAGAGAUAUUUGAAGCCCUAAAUGUGCAGGUUGACA
Messenger RNA from Lathyrus oleraceus (garden pea), 638 nucleotides. RefSeq lists its product as uncharacterized. NCBI's taxonomy places the organism in Eukaryota, Viridiplantae, Streptophyta, Magnoliopsida, Fabales, Fabaceae. Bases 104 to 505 code for a protein of 133 amino acids. The record is from RefSeq and is a predicted model, not a curated record. The transcript is spliced from 3 exons.